GCACUGCUCAUCUCCACUACACCCCUUCUCCGCCCAUCCGCCCAUCAGUUCCAGUCCCUUUAAAUCAAUCUCGGCUUCUUGUGCUUCUGGUUGUCUGAUGGACCCGCUCACCGAGGCCCCGGAGUCUCGCUCGGCUCUUUCGCCCGCGUUCUUUCUCGAUGGCGACGAACCCGAGUACUACGCAUUCCACGACCUCAACAUCGACCAGCCCGCCCCUUCCGCUCAAGCCGGCACUUCGAAUCAGCAGAAUCAGGUUUCUUUUGAACAACUCUUGAGAGAAGCAAACGAACUCGAGAAACGGACCGGCCGCCCUGUCAACCGCUCGCCCGAGUCAAUAAACACGACGCCAAUACUCACGCACGACGAAGAUGACGCUGACGACGACGACGAUGUUGAGCGAUAUAUGGCAGAGCACUUUGAUUUCGAGUCGGCCACGACCGUCCUCGCUGAUGCAUCAACAAUAGCGACCGCUCAGAGUACGAACAACAUCACCAUCCGCAACAGUGACUCUGACUCGUCCAUCUUCUCUGUCAAGCGCAACGGCUUCUCCUACCCCCCUUCCCCAAAGUCUUUCUCGUCGCAAAAGUCAGCGCCCGCGGCAGAUUCCUCGACAAAGAAUUCCUCUGUCCGCGCCAUCUCGCCUCCACAGCACUCGCCGCUUUCGACCCCGCCGCCGCUAGAAGACGAGUCCGUUUACGCGAAGCCCCUCGACUGGAGCCCGCCUGAGGUCAUGCCGGACUUUGAUCCGCUCGAUUGGCUGUCUCAAAACACAAAGUACCAGCUCUCAGUUGCGACUGAUACUCUCAAGUCCCGUGUUGAGACUCAGAUAAAGGCCGUGCUUACCUUCAGACCAUCCCCUACUGAACAGAACAUGCAUCUGCCGACCUCUACGAUCGCCAAGGCCAGACAACAGCUGAAGAAGCCCUUCUCGUCCGAUCCCAAGACACUCGAGCUAGACGCCAUCGUUGUCUGUGAUCACAACAGAUACAAAUACAUCAAUGUCUGCCUGGGGUGUAUGAAGAGAGAGCACAAACGUGCUUCUCGGAAGAAGCUGCCGUCUGCCGAUGACACGCACUGGUUAGAGUCGCAGGACAACAGAGGCAUCAUGUUCAACUGUGCUGAACUCUUGGAGAUCCCAGACCCUAAGAACACAACCUUUGCCGCUCAGGAAAACAGUUUGAACGAGAGUCAAAUGGACGACAACAUGAGACAGCUUGAGAUUCCCAUCCGCAUUCCCUGCUACUGCCGACACCACGCAGAGAAGACUGGUUUCAGGGUAUACUUCGUUAUCAAAGACCACACAGGCCAAGUGGUCGCCCGGACAUUCACUGAACCCAUCAUGAUUACGGACGAUCACAAAACAUCAAAUGCGAACGCUCGACGGAAGGCCGCCAACACAGCGGCUACCCAGCCGGCAUCUUCGACAAACGUCUCUGAUGAUUCUCUUUCUGGAUCACCGACGAACGAAUACGGCUUUAGUGAGUCUGCAAAUCCACGCAAACGCAAGAUGUCUCCGCGGUACAGCCGGCGAGCACCCAAUCCGAUGGCUCUCAACGCAGAGUCAAGUCGUCCUACUGCUGAUAGUCAGAGGCUGUCUGUGCCUGGGGCACCUUCGGGCUCGGUGCCUGCUGCUGCUGCCUCAAGUGCUAGCACACAGCCUAAGCAGGAGGUGCCUUUCUUCCGUGCUUUUGAAGACGCAAACUUCACAGCGCAUUCCCAUAGCGUUGAAAGUUUCGGUUUCCCGGCUUAUAGCAGCAACACACCGCUUUCGUUACAGCAGCCUCGUGAACCUGCUAUGUCGUCGCAUGCGUCUUCGCCAAUGUCAAACCCCAGUCCUCUCUCCAACAUCAGCACACCUGAAUCAAGCCAUUCGGUCACUCCGGCGACUGCUUCGGCGAGGAGAGCGGGCAAGAGCAGCACUGGCGCUUCUGCUAACUUAGUGCCACCAUCUUCCAUGACUGCUUCCGCCCCUCCGGCAGACGUGCCAUCUCUGCAGAGACUGAUUCCUACCGAGGGACCCAUUCGCGGUGGUAUCGAAGUGACCAUGCUUGGCAGUGGUUUCAGACAGGGACUUACUGUCAUGUUUGGCGAGCAGCCGGCAGUCAAGACCCACAUCUGGAACGAGAGCACUAUUGUUGCAAUUCUGCCUCCCGCUGCUACGUCAGGGCCUGUGGUCGUCCGACUAAAGAGCUUGACCGAGGUCAACAACCCCCUGAACGAGAGCCUGAAGUUGUUCACGUACAUCGACGACACCGACCGCCAGUUGAUGGAGCUUGCUCUGCAAGUCAUCGGCCUGAAAAUGACGGGUCGUCUUGAGGACGCUCGGCAGAUUGCGAUGCGUAUCGUUCAGCAGACCGGCUCGGGCGGUGAUGCGGGUAACAGCGAAGCUAAUAUCAUGGCUGCUACUACUGCCUCCUCCACUCUCGAGCUGACUUUGCUCAAGUGCCUCGAUCUUGUCGACUACAAUGAGUCACCCCAUAAGGUACAAUGGCAGCUGCAGAAUAGCUCGGGACAGAGCAUGCUCCAUCUUUCUGCGUUCCUCGGAUUUCAGAGAUUGGUGGCAGCUCUUCUGGCCAGAGGCGCGUCUUACAAGCUGAAGGAUCACGCAGGUUUCACACCCCUUCAUUGUGCAACAUUGAGAGGACAUCGUGAAAUCGUGCAGAGGUUCCUGAACUGUGGCGCCGACCCGUUGUCGCGUUCUUCGUUGGGAUAUACCUCGAUUGAUUUGGCUACCGACUCUGCGAUCCUCAAGCUUUUAAAGAAUCACGUCGCGAAUCAUAUCUCGGAAGCCUCUAUCUACCCGUCGCGAAGCUCGCGCCAGUUCAGAAGAAGACUGCUGUCGAACGACAAUGCUGAAGAUUUCCCUGACUGGCCUUCUUCAUCUGGUCCUUCAUCGCCGGCAGAGUCGAUGAGCGAUAGCUACCCUGACUCAUUGGAUGACGAAGCCUCGGAUGCUACGCCGGAGAACAAGGAGGACGAUGAGAGCAGAGGGUGGUCGCGCCGAAGAUUCUUUUUGCGUGCAGGACGCCAGGGAGAUUCGUCGCCGACCGACAAAGCCAAGCAGCUUCAGCUCCGGCUUGCGGAGUAUCUGUCGCAAAUCCAGGGCCAGGCAUUCCGGCCUAACUGGGAUUCUGCCAACCAUUUCAUGCACGACGCUUUUACUUCGUUUGCGUCGGUGCGUCCUACGCUGGCGAAUAUUGCUACAAAUAUCCCUGCUCACAGUCGACGUGCGUUGGAGAACUCAUGGUUUGGCGACUACAUUGCUAGUGCGAUGGGUACCGGGGCCGAGAGAAAGCGGUCGAUGGGCGCCGCUGGUGCACCACCUAGCUAUGAGGAGAUUUAUCCGGAGUCGUCGUAUGUGCAUCCGAGCGUGGGCAACACUGUGGAUGUCAAGACGGCUGAGGCUUCCUCUGUGAAUGUGGAAGAAGAGCCGGAGCCAAAGUUGAGCGAGCAGGAGAUGCUGCUGAAGUUCUGGCAAAACAAGAAGAAGAAGCAGAUGAGAAACGAUUUGAUGCUGUUUGCAUUCUGGUUGCCGGUUCUUCUCGUUGUGUUGUGUUAUGGUGCUAUGAGCAUGUUUGGCAUCCAGAUCUCAGAGUUGAUUCCGAUCCCGGAUAAACUUGUCGAGUUCUUUGCCUCCCGCGCAACCUCAUUGUCGGCGCCAUCGGUGUCGUCAGCGGCGGCAUCUGCUGCGCCAGUGGCGGAGAUGGUAGCUGCUGCUCCGGUCGCUAUUGCCGCAACUUAAUAACGCACUGCUGCUGUUUGGGGUGGUUCGUUUAUUUCAGUUUCCGAGUAUACGCUUUCGAGUGUGCUGAGUUAUCCGGGUUUAGUAAUAAGGUGAUUUUUCAUUUCCUUUUCUUUAUCAGUUUAAGUAUAUAUUCCAUAACGAUAUGUAAAAAAAUAAGGGUGGGAGUUUCUUUUUUUGUGUGCAAGGGUAUAGCUAUACAUUUUUGUCUUUUUUUUGCUUGCUUUUAUUUUCCCAUUAUAUCUGCGUUUAAUUAUCUUGAUAUCUUUUUAGUAUACAAAUACAUACACAAUAUAUAAU
Molecule: messenger RNA, 4042 nt
Organism: Myxozyma melibiosi
Lineage: Eukaryota; Fungi; Ascomycota; Lipomycetes; Lipomycetales; Lipomycetaceae
Exons: 3
Coding region: 98-3742 (1214 amino acids)
Molecular function (GO): protein binding
Source: RefSeq, a predicted model, not a curated record